This is a messenger RNA of Talaromyces rugulosus, 687 nucleotides long. RefSeq lists its product as uncharacterized. Gene Ontology annotation, molecular function: catalase activity; heme binding. Gene Ontology annotation, biological process: response to oxidative stress; hydrogen peroxide catabolic process. Gene Ontology annotation, cellular component: cytosol. The record is from RefSeq and is a predicted model, not a curated record. Lineage: Eukaryota; Fungi; Ascomycota; Eurotiomycetes; Eurotiales; Trichocomaceae. The transcript has 3 exons. The coding region runs from base 1 to 687 and encodes 228 amino acids.
AUGUCGUUAUCGAGCGGAGUUAACAUAGCAAAUGAGGGGGAGGGAUUCUUUACAACCCCCGGUCGAACUGCCAGCGGAAAGCUCCAGCGUACCAUCAGUCCUUCCUUCAGCGACCUUUGGUCGCAGCCCCGUCUGUUUUUCAACUCUCUAGUGCCUACCGAGCAACAGUUCCUAAUCAAUGCCAUCCGCUUCGAAACCGCCAAUGUCAAGAGCACCGUCGUGAGGAACAACAUCGUCAUCCAAUUGAACCGUAUCAGCAAUGAUGUCGCCAAGCGGGUUGCUCGUGCUCUUAAUGUCGAGGAACCGCAACCGGAUCCCACCUACUAUCACGAUAACAAGACCACUGAUGUUGGCGUCUUUGGGACGAAGCUGAAGAGACUCGAUGGCCUCAAGAUUGGCGUGCUUGCAUCAGUAGCUGAGAGGUCCUCGAUUGACGAAGCGAAUGCUCUCCGGUCGAGCUUUGCAUCCGAUGACGUGGACGUUAUCGUAGUGGCCGAGCGUUUUGAGGCCGGAGUCGAUCAGACCUAUUCUGCGUCGGACGCCAUCAACUUUGACGCCAUAAUCGUUGCAGACGGAGCUGAUGAUAGAGAUGGGUGGUGGGAAAAGAGAGAAGAUGGAAGAAUGGGAAGUGGUAAUUGGAAAGUACCACAGGAGAGCGGAGGGCCCCGUCCAACCGUCUCAACCUAG